GUCAACAUGUGCAGACAGCUUGUGCGUCUCCUUGCACGUGUUUGUUUUAUUGAACGUCUCGUCAGUUACAUAAAGGAUUAACUGUUUUUAUAAUAAGUCCUGGGCAGGUUUGAACACAGAAGCCAGAUUACAGUAAGGAUUUUCAGACAACAAGAUUACCUCUAGAUUAAGCACCUUAUUUAGUUCCAGGCGGCGAAAGUCAGCCAUAAGCACGUCUGCAGAGUGUGUAUAAAAAGGGCAGCGCUCAAACCAAGACUCAUUCUGUCGGAUCCUCACAGAAAGGAAGAGUUUGAACUGCUGCUGCGACCUUCACCCAAACACAACAGGAUGGAAUCCUCCAAGCUGGCCCUGCUCCUCAUGUUGGUUUCCUGCGUGGAGCGCUGUCUGUCUGCCUCCUGUGUGGUGGACAGUUUCUCCGUCAAACAGGACUUUGACCCAAAAAGGUAUGCAGGAAAAUGGUACGCCCUGCAGAAGAAGGAUCCGGAGGGUCUGUUCCUGCAGGACAACAUCUCUGCUGAGUACACCAUCGAUGACGACGGCUCCAUGACUGCCUCCUCCAAGGGACGCGUCACCCUGUUUGGCUUCUGGGUUGUGUGUGCUGACAUGGCUGCCCAGUACACUGUCCCCGACCCUGGCACCCCUGGCAAGAUGUUCAUGAACUACCAGGGCCUGGCCAGCUACCUGUCCAGCGGAGGAGACAACUACUGGAUCAUUGACACCGACUACGACAACUACGCCAUCACCUACGCCUGCCGCACCAUCAAAGAAGAUGGCAGCUGCGAUGACGGCUACGCCCUGGUCUUCUCCAGGAACCCUCGCGGUUUCCCCCCUGCCAUCCAGCGCUUAGUGCGUCAGAAACAGGAGGAAAUCUGCAUGGCCGGACAGUUCCAGCAGGUGCUGCAGUCUGGAGCCUGCUAGAGAGGAAGAGGAGAAGUGUGUGUGUGUGUGUGUGUCAACUAGGGGGGUUUGAAAGCGAGCAGACGGAGAAGUGAAAAGAGAGUGUGUGGUCACCGUUGUGUAAACGUUGUAUAUGGAAGAAGACAAAGCCGCGUUCUGACACUUAUAUAAUCAGAAUCAAAGUGAAAACAGAUGAAACUAUGACACCAAAAUGUCGACAGUUGAAGUGGAAACACAUUCCUGUAUGUUUAGACGAUUAAUUGGUUUUCAAAGCAAAUGACAAAGUUGCUGUUACUUUUUUUUUUCUCUGCGGGACAAUUGUAAAAAUUACAAAAAUAAAAUAUUUUUUAAAUGUGAUUGUGAUUUGUUCUGGUCUUUCAAUGCCACACAGUACUGUUUUAGAACUGUUGUGAGAAACCAGGAAGAGUCUGAAGUCUUAGUAAACGCUGAGUUCUGAUUGGUGGCCCAGCCUUGUAAACAUGUUGCAC
Cynoglossus semilaevis (tongue sole) is the source of this 1385-nucleotide messenger RNA. RefSeq names its product retinol binding protein 4, like (gene rbp4l). The coding region runs from base 328 to 918 and encodes 196 amino acids. Gene Ontology annotation, molecular function: retinol transmembrane transporter activity; retinoid binding. Lineage: Eukaryota; Metazoa; Chordata; Actinopteri; Pleuronectiformes; Cynoglossidae. The transcript has 5 exons. The record is from RefSeq and is a predicted model, not a curated record.